Messenger RNA from Eutrema salsugineum, 764 nucleotides. Its product is annotated as acidic leucine-rich nuclear phosphoprotein 32-related protein 1. Lineage: Eukaryota; Viridiplantae; Streptophyta; Magnoliopsida; Brassicales; Brassicaceae. The coding region runs from base 110 to 574 and encodes 154 amino acids. The record is from RefSeq and is a predicted model, not a curated record. The transcript is spliced from 2 exons.
GGGUUCUACUGCUAAAGCUGGUUCGAACCUUCUGCUCUCUCUUUCUCUCUCGCGGCCUUUCUUCUCUCUAAGAAAAUAUUCUGGAAACGUAAUUCUCUUUGAAAGUAAGAUGGCGCCUGUAGAAGAUGAUAAGAAAACCAAGGAGGAAACUAAUGUUCAGGUUCUGAGCGAUGACGACGACGACAGUGAAGUGAAAGAAACAAACGAAGGUGGAGAAGAAGUUACCGGAGACGACGAUGAAGAAUUCGACGGUGGAGAAGAAGACGAUGACGAUGAUGAUGAUGACGAUGAAGAAGACGAUGACGACGAUGAAGAAGAGGAGGAUCUUGGGACAGAGUAUCUAGUUAAGCCGGUUGGUGAGGGUGAAGACGAGGAGGACGCAAGUGAUUUUAACCCGGAGGAGGAUGGUGUGGAAGAAGACAUCGAUGAAGAGGAUGACGAAGACGAUGUUGAAGAGGACUGUAGCUUGUCUGCUGGCAAAUCUGAGCCUCUGCCCAAGAGGAAGAGGGUUGCAAAGGACCAGAAUGAGCAAGGAGCUGUUACCGCUGAUGACGAUAGGCCUUCUAAACGGUAGUUUUUUAACUUCAAACUGAUCUCAAUCCAAGAAAGAAAUCGGAACUGGAUUCAAAUUUCACAGUAUUUGAAUCAUUUGGUGGGGUUUCAUGUAGUUUCUAAUUUAGUGGUAAUGUUGCUUUUGAGACAUUAUGGAUCGUUGUUUCUUUAUGUUCCCUGAGACAGCUUCAAACAAGUCAAGUUUCUUUAUC